UUGGGCCGAGCAGUCACCUCCCAGCCAUGUUUGCGCCACCUACAGUUUCGGAGGGUGAGCGUCAUGGCGGCCUUCGGCACUCUCCCGGUAACCCAGGACCUGCCCAUGCUGCUCGCCAAGUUGCAGGGUCUGCUGCGGUUCCUGGGGGACGCCCUGGCUAUUUCCAAUGCACAUACGGUGGACUUCUACACAGAGGCUGUGUGGGAGGAGUUGGUCGAUUUGCCCCCAGACACGGUGCUGGCAGCGCUGAGGAGGUCGGCGGCGGAGGCGGAGGUAGAGGCCCAGACCGCUGAGGCGCGCCCCCUAGUGGAAGCAGAGAGGGGAUCAGGUAUGGCUGAUUUUUCCAAAAUAUUUUGUGAAACUUCUCAGAAGCUUGUGAGUGUGGAAGCCUUUGCUCUGGCUGCAAAAUAUUAUUCUGUACAAAACUUGGGAAUAUGUACUCCUUUUGAACAGUUGCUCAUAGCUCUUCGAGGAAAUCAAAAUCAAAGAACUGGUGAAACUGUGAAGCCAGUUGAAUUUAUGAAUACAAAAAAAUCUCAUGAAGUUCAGGCAAUGUCAGAACUAAUAAGCAGUAUUGCUGAUUACUAUGGAAUAAAGCAGGUGAUUGACUUGGGUUCUGGUAAAGGCUACCUAAGCUCCUUCUUGUCAUUAAAGUAUGGCUUAAAAGUUUAUGGAAUUGAUUCUUCAAAUACCAAUACUCAUGGAGCUGAGAAGAGAAACAGGAAAUUGAAGAAACAUUGGAAACACUAUCUUCCUCAGUCAAGAUUAGAUGUGAACGGACUGGCAUUAAAAAUUGCAAAAGAAAAGAAAGUGCAAAGUGAAAUUAAAUAUAAAACAGAUAUUGAGGAAGUGUGUCACAUUAAUCUUCCAAGUCAAGAAAAGAUGUCUACCUCAGAUUUUUUACCUAAUUUUUCAGGCUCUGUAAUUUCUAACAUUCGAAAACAGAUGGAAAACCUACACCCUCAGCCACAACAAGAAGAAAAUUUGUGUUUUGAAAAUGCCUUUUCUCUUGUAGACCUUUUGCCCAUUAAUGCCAUAGAGCCUUCUUCUCCACUGCAAAUACCCAGUAGAGGAAUGUGUGAUCCAAAUAAAGAGAGAAGAAAAACGACAUCAAGUGAAUCAAAUGUAUAUUCACCUUUAACCUUUUUUAUCACUGCUGAUUCAGAACUACAUGAGAUUGUUAAAGAUCUGGAGGAUUGUUUAAUGGUAGGUCUACACACUUGUGGUGAUCUUGCUCCAAAUACUCUGAGAAUAUUUACUUCCAAGGCUGAAAUUAAGGGAGUUUGCAGUGUGGGUUGUUGCUACCACCUCUUAUCUGAAGAAUUUGAAAACCAGCAUAAAGAAUGUACUCAAGAAAAGUGGGGAUUUCCAAUGUGCCACUAUUUAAAGGAAGAGAGAUGGUGUUGUGGCCGUAAUGCCAGAAUGUCAGCAUGUUUGGCAUUGGAGCGGGUUGCAGUUGGCCAAGGGCUGCCUACUGAAUCACUCUUCUAUCGUGCCGUUCUUCAGGAUAUUAUUAAAGAUUGCUAUGGCAUCACCAAAUGUGAUCGGCAUGUUGGUAAAAUUUAUUCCAAAUGUUCUUCCUUUCUGGAGUAUGUCAGAAAGUCUUUAAAGAAACUUGGAUUAGAUGAGUCCAAGCUGCCAGAAAAAAUUAUAUUGAACUACUACGAGAAAUAUAAGCCUCGAAUGAAUGAGCUGGAAGCUUUUAAUAUGUUGAAAGUUGUUCUGGCUCCUUGUAUAGAGACAUUGAUUCUUCUGGAUCGACUUUGCUACCUAAAAGAGCAGGAAGAUAUUGCAUGGUCUUCACUUGUGAAGUUGUUUGAUCCUGUGAAAUCUCCCAGAUGCUAUGCUGUUAUUGCUCUGAAGAAACAGCAAUGAUUUCAAAUGAAGCAAAUUAGAUGAUGUAUCUGUUAGUGGGACCUGUUGCUAAGAUGGCUUUUCUAAACAGUUAUAUCGUUUUAUAUAAAUAUUUAAAAGUUAUUGCUAUAUUUUUAAAUAAAUAAUAAAGUAAUGGCUAACAACAGAAAGUCAUAAUCCAUUUUUCCAUUACCAAAGCAUACAUUAAUGAAACAAGAACCCACAAUAAUAU
Molecule: messenger RNA, 2086 nt
Organism: Carlito syrichta (Philippine tarsier)
Lineage: Eukaryota; Metazoa; Chordata; Mammalia; Primates; Tarsiidae
Gene: METTL25
Product: methyltransferase like 25
Exons: 12
Coding region: 64-1875 (603 amino acids)
Source: RefSeq, a predicted model, not a curated record